GGUCUGCGUGCUGUGCGAGCCAAUCACAUCUAAGAUAAACACAAUAUUGCGUCAUUGUUAUUGUGGUAGUUGGAGCUUCAGCUGCUUACAUAGAUUUCGCCAGCAUUCGCUUAGAUUUAGGCCUGUAAAGCUGCGUUAACGAGUGGACCCACAAGACUAUACCACCAGUACAAUGUCGCUCCAAAAGGACGUUUCAUCGGACGAGAGCUUGCAAGGUUCAUGGGUUGAGCUGCAUUUCAGUGGAAAUGGCUCUCAAAGUACGAGUCAUCACGGAAGCCAGGAGCAAAUCCCGACGUCUGUGCAGGAGAGUGACGUGGAGAAAAUGCUGCUGGAUGCACAACACGAGUCAGGCAGAAACAGCUCUAGAGGAAGCUCGCAGUGCAACAGCCCACUCAGAGCCCAGACCCCCCUUCUUCUGUGGAGAGGCUCAGAGGCAAACAGCUCACAGUCAGAUGAAGACUUCCAAGAAAGAAGACGGGAAGUGGAAAACAUGAUGAAAAAAAAUGCAGACUGGAUCUGGGACUGGUCUAGUCGACCUGAGAACAAUCCACCAAAGGAGUUCCUGCUGAAGCACCCUAAGCGCUCGACCUCUCUCAGCAUCAGGAACACCAGCGUCAUGAAGAAGGGAGGCGUUCUCUCUGCUGACUUUCUGAAGCUUUUCCUUCCUUCAUUAAUCAUUUCUCACAUACUUGCUGUUGGCUUGGGGAUAUAUAUUGGGAAGCGUCUGACUUCCCACAACACCUACUAAGUAGGAUGAUGUUGUGUUGCGACACCUUGUCACCUUGAGGUGACCAUCUUGGCAUGCCUUAAAAUGGGACCUUCUGAAGAUUGAGGGAGAUAUGGCCAUUUGACACGGUCCAAUUUAAUUGAGUGCCCAACUUAGUUCACUCAUACCAGCAUGGGGAGUUUAGGAUCAGUCAUUGCUGUUUCAUGGUGUUUACUCUGAACACAACAGUGACCAAUCCUGUGCUCCUUGCUGAAGUCUCUGUCCUGGCCUGGAGAUGACUGUUUUGCUGCUUCCUGCUCCUUAAAUCUGCACGUUAGGGAACUGAUAUAUUGUACGCCAUUGCCUUUUUUCAUUUUGCAAUGAGAAAUCACUUCAUUUAUUUUUUUUAGAGCAGCUGUGGAGAAAGGAAAUUGUUGUGACUUGUAUUUUUUUUGUCCAAGGGAUCAUUAGCCUAGUGUGUACGUGAUUGCAUUCAUUGCUGAUGCUCCAUUUGUGCAAUUGUAAAUCUGAUUAUAAGAAACUAAGCACUGCUACGGUCCAUUUUGUUUAUCCUACACAAAAUAAAAGCUGGAAAUACA
Molecule: messenger RNA, 1305 nt
Organism: Centropristis striata (black sea bass)
Lineage: Eukaryota; Metazoa; Chordata; Actinopteri; Perciformes; Serranidae
Gene: bnip4
Product: BCL2 interacting protein 4
Exons: 6
Coding region: 173-748 (191 amino acids)
Biological process (GO): positive regulation of apoptotic process; mitochondrial outer membrane permeabilization
Cellular component (GO): mitochondrial envelope; mitochondrial outer membrane; nucleus
Source: RefSeq, a predicted model, not a curated record